Messenger RNA from Cyprinodon variegatus (sheepshead minnow), 3292 nucleotides. Its product is annotated as BTB/POZ domain-containing protein 6-B-like. The transcript is spliced from 4 exons. NCBI's taxonomy places the organism in Eukaryota, Metazoa, Chordata, Actinopteri, Cyprinodontiformes, Cyprinodontidae. Gene Ontology annotation, biological process: neurogenesis. Gene Ontology annotation, molecular function: protein binding. Gene Ontology annotation, cellular component: cytosol. The record is from RefSeq and is a predicted model, not a curated record. The coding region runs from base 372 to 2021 and encodes 549 amino acids.
GCGUCAGAAGGGAUCAGGAGGAGAAAAUAAAGAAAAGCGAGAGCAGAGCUUAAAAAAAAAGCAGGACCAGAAACAUUAUAAAGAGAAGCCGGAUAACGCUGCGGCUUGGUGUUCGGUUACACGGAGGAGGAAAAACACAACAGGCAGAGUAAAGGAGGACUAGUGUUCGGAUUAGUGGAGGAUUAGGAUAAAUGAGGGGAAAGUCGGGAUGAGCAGAACACUGGGAAAAUGUUUUAUGAAACCGAAUGGGAAACAUUAAACCGGAUCUGGGUGGAUUUUUAUAUCCCUGCCUGUCGACCUGCCGCGGAUGAGUUUUAAAGGAAGAAAGUAAUCCAGUACAUCAGACAUCAACACGAAGAUUGUUUGUGCCGAUGCCAACGGCUCACUGUGGCUUCUUCCAUCAUGGCCGGAUCAUGAGGUGUUUAACUUAUUUGUUACUGCUUCCAGAAACACUGAAAAAACCAAAGAAGCUCCAAGAGUCCUGCGAGAUUCUCACUUUAUCCUCUUCGAGCGCCCAGAAGGGAAACAAGACGACGAAGAUGGCCGCGGAGUUGUUCUCCGCAGCCAAUCCCGAUAACACCGCCUCCGCCAAUGGCACCGCGGUUCCGGUGGUGGAGAAAACCAAGGCCGCGGUUUGUCCUGCCAGGAGCGGCGGCGCCGCCUUCAGCAGCACCGGCGGCUCCAGCAGCGCAGCCAGAGACCCGAGCAGCCCGCUGAACAUCAGCAACAACAAGACGGAUCCAGCCAGCAGCAGCGGCCACCCCACACUCAGAGAGAGGAAUGCCUUGAUGUUCAACAAUGAGCUGAUGGCUGAUGUUCACUUUAUUGUUGGGCCCCUGGGGGAAUCCCAGAAAAUACCAGCUCAUAAGUAUGUUCUGGCUGUGGGAAGCUCCGUCUUCUGUGCCAUGUUUUAUGGCGAUUUGGCCGGGGAAGAGUCUGAAAUCUAUAUCCCAGAUGUGGAACCUGCUGCUUUUCUAAUUCUUCUAAAAUACCUGUACAGUGAUGAGAUUGAUCUGGAUGCGGACACGGUGCUGGCCACUCUGUACGCUGCCAAGAAGUACAUCGUCCCAGCACUGGCCAAGGCCUGCGUCAACUUCCUGGAGACGAGCUUAGAGGCCAAGAAUGCCUGUGUACUGCUCUCCCAAAGCUGCCUGUUCGAGGAGCCUGAGCUGACACAGCGCUGCUGGGAGGUUAUCGAUGCUCAGGCUGAGAUGGCGCUGCGCUCAGAUGGUUUCUGUGACAUUGACCGACAGACACUGGAGCUCAUCCUGCAGAGGGAAACACUCAACACAGAGGAGGUGGUUGUGUUUGAGGCAGUGAUGAACUGGGCUGCGGCAGAAUGCAGAAGAAGAGGUUUGGGGCCCAGCACCCACAACAAAAGAUACGUACUGGGCAGAGCGCUGUUUUUGGUCCGUAUUCCCACCCUGAGUGUGGAAGAGUUUGCUAAUACAGUGGCACAAUCCGACAUCCUGACUCUGAAAGAGACGCACAAUGUCUUCCUGUGGUACACAGCAUCCAAAAAGCCUGUGCUGGACUUCCCCUUGACGCCGAGGCAGGGCCUGUCCCCUCAGAGAUGUCACCGCUUUCAGUCCUCUGCUUACCGCAGCAAUCAGUGGCGCUACCGUGGCCGUUGUGACAGCAUUCAGUUUGCAGUUGACAAGAGGAUCUUCAUCGCCGGUCUUGGGAUGUACGGGUCAAGUGGUGGCAGGGCUGAAUAUAAUGUUAAGAUUGAGCUCAAGAGACAAGGCGCGGUCCUGGCGCAGAGCAUCUCCAAGUUUGUGUCGGACGGCUCAAGUAGCACGUUCCCCGUGUGGUUUGACCAUCCAGUGCAGGUAGAGCAGGACACGUUCUACACGGUGAGCGCUGUGCUGGACGGAAACGAGCUGAGCUACUUCGGUCAGGAGGGCAUGACUGAGGUGCAGUGUGGGAAGGUGACAUUUCAGUUUCAGUGCUCCUCGGAUAGUACUAAUGGGACAGGCGUGCAGGGAGGACAGAUCCCAGAGCUGGUCUUCUAUGCCUAAGCUGCUCCUUACUGCUGUUGUGGCCUUUUACCCUUCAAGCUAAUGUAGCAUUGAACCACUUUGUUAAAGUCACACUGAAUGACGAGAUUAUCCUAAAAGCUACAGAAAUGUUCUAUUUAAUUUAAGGUUAUUUUUAUUUAAGUGCUGAUUUAAGGUUAUUUGCUCUGCUUCUUGUGUCAACGGGCUGCAUCUGCUGUGGAGAUAAAGCUCAUACUGUGCCUAUAUAAUCGAGCUCAAGUCCAAACCUGGAAAGAUUAAAGACGAAGUUUGAGGCUGGAUGCAAUGUUGUUCCUGUAGUUAAAGCAUCAAUACAAAUAAGUUCUAAUUAAAACUACAAAAAGAUAAAAAAAAUAAAUUGGUUUCCCAUUCAGAGAACUACUUCAAGCAUCUUUUCUUUUUGUAAAAUAGAUGCCAACUUAAUGUGUUCUGUCGAAAAAAGGCUCAUGGCCUGAUGAAAUAAAAGUUGACAUGCGAACAUCUUUGUACAGAAAGUGAAAUGAGUUGGUUAGAAUUGGAUGAAGUGUUAAUUCAGUAUUUUAUUUAAGGGGUUAUAAAAUAAUUUUUUGAAGGAUAUGACUGUACACAAUGCACGAGGCAGCAAACAUGUAGAGAUGUCGUGUCUCAAACCCUGAAGCAUCAACUCUUUCCUGUGCUUUUUGCCUAGUUGGGAAAGUUGAGGUUAAUUCUGUGUGGCUGUUACACAGAAUUAACUAGACAGAAAUAGGCAUUUAUGGUGACCAUGGUAUUAAAAUAUCUGAAACGUGAAAUGUGGACAUGUCCCCACCAACUUUGGCAUGGAAGGGACAGUCCCCACCAAUAAUUUCCGCUUUUUUUUCCCCCUCGCCGCUGAUUUACUUUACUUUGUUUUUUCCCUCGCUCUGCCUCUGCUCUCAAGUCCCUCCUCUUGAAAUAUCAUGGGAUCUGCCGCUUUGGGACAUAAUAUUAUUUGGGGUCGCUAUUCACUGCGUACAUGGUAGCUACAUGGAGGAGGAGAGACAGCAGCAUUCAGUGAAUUUUAACCAGCAGCUACUUCAAUAUAUGUUUCAGUAAAAGUUAGGAGACGGAUUGGUUAAAAAAUUAAAGAUGCCACCGAAAAAUCAGUUUCUUACACAUGUAGAGCUUUUUCAGUUAAAAAAUGGCAACAGAGUUUACAUUUAUUUAAGUUAAAAAAGCUGGGCUUCUUAAAAGACCAUUACUCAGAGUUACAGAAGAUUAAAAUUAACACAUAUCUGUUUUCUUUUUGAACAAAGAAUCACACUGCAGAGCUUCUA